AAAAAAAUGUUGAGUAAUCAUCAAAUACUGCAUAAAUCCGAUGGAAACUAUUAAAAGAUUUAGAAGGCAUGUCUUGUAGGAAGAAAGCUAAUUAGAAUUUUUUUUAUAUAUUAUUAUUCUAGAGAAGAAAGUGAGAACAUAAAAAGAUGAGAUCGCAAAGUUGCCAGAGAGCCCUUCCAGACCCCAAAGCAGACUGGGAUCUUGAGAGUUCUGCCCCACUCUGGAAAAUAGUUACUUAUACAACAGUGCUAGAUUUUGGUAGCCCAUAUAACCUAGUUCUGGGACUGAGCAUGAGCUUUAUUUUUUGGAAUUGGCUUGAAGGAUAUUUGUGAGAGGCAUGUGAUGACGCUGUUCCCUUUUCCACAGAAGAUGGGCAAAGAGCAUCCAAUGAGUCAGGUAACAUAGGGACAGACUUCCCCUUCUGUGUUUUGGAAUUGCAGGGAGAGCUUUCUGUUCACUCACUCCCCUGGACAUUUGUAUAAACAAGAAGGGAAAACUAUCUGCAGGGAUAACCUGAGAGCAGUCAUCUGGAGAAAAAGAGGAUAGUAAUAAUAAUAAUAAUAAUAAUGAAAUAAUAUUAUUAUAAUAAUUAGUAUUUACAUUUAUUGAACAGUUUUUGUGUGCCAGUUACUGUUUAUACACACUUUACAUAUGUUAACUUUAAAGCCUCACAACAAAUCUGUUAGAUAGAUGGUAUGAUUAUUCUCAUUUCACAGAUGGAGAAGCUGAAGUACAAAGAGGCUAAGAUUGUGUUUACAGUUUCACAGCAAUUUACGUGCAAAAUCGGGAUUUGAUCGUAGGCAUUUGAGCACUGGAGCCCAAGAUCCAAAUCUAUAGGAUGGCUUUCUUAAAUGAGCAGAAGGAUGAAUUAUGUGGCUGUAAAUAAAUCCACUGACAUAAUAAAGUAAAGUUGGACUGUUUUAUGGUGUCACUGGAACCCUUGGAUAUAUUUAUAGCCAUGUUAACAGUCAUCUGUAUUUUUUCAGGACUUUUAUUUCAUUUCACAUUAUGAGAGUUUAGUCGUUUGGUUGUGUGUGUGUGUGUGUGUGUAUUUUGUUAUUCUCUCCCUAAAUUGCCUUUUGGAUCCCUGUGAGGACAGUGAAAGUAAGGAUUUCUACCCUUCAUUUUUGAAAAAAGACGGUUGUCACCUAAGAGUUCCAGUCUCACACAGACACUGACUGCUCUGACGCUUUCUGGCCUUCCUGUGUCUGUGCAGUCAUAUUAGAUGUGGCUGCAGAGAACAACUUGACAGGUGUCUCCUGCUGGCAGUGAAGUGGCAAGUCAGGGUCCAUGCAAGUGAGAAGAGGCCUGUGCAGAGAUAAAAUGUACAGCAUUGUGAGAGACAAGACAAUGGGCAGGGCAACUUUGCAUUAAGUUCCUGAUGCCUGACACAUUUAAGUACAAUCACAACGCUUAUUUUAGAAGCCAGAAGAUUCCCUCACACUACUUUAUAGCUGAGACACAGAGCAAAACAACACAAAGGAUCAGAUGGGUAAGAAUUCUUAUACCUUACCUUGGGACAUUCUCCCUGGGGGUGAUGAUGGGGUAGAGGAGAUUUAAAAAAAAACAUGGGGGGUGGUCUAUAAUGCCAAAUUCUGAAGUGUGAAGUAAUAGAGGGUUUGAAUUAAAAAAAAACUGCAUUCCAUUUAGAAAUUUAAGGAUCCAAAGAGUAGAGUUAUGAUUAUGUGGGGGUUUAUUCAAGGAGAGCAAAGCGUGGUUGUUCCCAUGAAAUUAUUUAUACUUUUCAACUUUAAAUUUGGGUGAGCAUAGCAUUUCUAAAUCUAUUUCUCUUCCUUUCUGUCUUAAAAGUGGGCUCUCAUCUUCAUCCUGUAGCUGUGUUCUUGAUUCCUAAGUGUUCCCUAUCAAGGGACCCAUUAGAGAGGGGCCAACUCAGGAGGAAAGUGGGGAGCUUUUCAUGGUAAGACGAGGGCAGCUGGAAUGCUAGCUUCAGGCAGUAUUUAGCAGAUACCACUGGAGCUAAAAAUCUGAAAAAGUACUAAUGGACCUGAGAAGAAUGGGAAUCAGAAAAGACAUUGAAGUAGAAUAUGUUGACUAGAGGGAGAGGCAGGAGGGACAGGAAACACAUGAAAAAAUUAACAGUGUAUUCAAUUGGAGGCCAUACAUUUUUCAUCAGGAUCAUUGUGAGAUGUCUCUUUAGAGUGGAAUUAGUAAAAUAAACCAGUCUCACAUUUGUCCUUUAAAAAGUCUUCUCAGUAUUCAACUGUGUCCCCAAAUGGGAUCAGCCUUACCGAUAUUCACAACUACUACUUUUGACAUUUUGCAAAAAAGUAAAUAGAUUAUAAGUAUGACAAAUGAAAUGAAUAGUUCCAGCUGUGAUGGACCAGCAGCAUUUCCAGAUUUUGUCCUCCGUUAAGGAUUUAUUGUCACUUUGUUGUCUAGCAGAGAAUUAAUUGGAAGGUCCAUCUAAGCUUCCUGUGCAUCCUUAGAGUGAAGUCAAAACGGAGUCUCCAACACUCAGUACCAAUUUAGAAAAGAUGAACAACAUUAAAUGGAGAGGUGGUGAGCUUAUCAGCUCUGGAAAUCUUGUCUCGGGAUCAAUGUCACUAAAGCCAGACAAAGGAAUCAGCACAACUAAUGGUAUAAGAACAUGUGAGUAUGAGACUGGCAAUUGAUUCAUGGGAUUUGUUCAUUCAGCAAAUAUUUACCGAGCUCCUAUUAUGUGCUGCCCAUUGUUGCACACACACAGGAUAUAGGGGAGGACAAGAUAGCAGCUCACCCUUCAGGGAACUUAUGAUCUUUUUUGAAGGCAAUAGACUGUGAACAAAUACACAGAUACGAUAAUUUCAGAAAGUGAAGAGUACCAUGAAAGAAAUAAAACAGAGUAAUGGGAGAGAAUGCCUUUCAACUUCAGAUGAGGGCCAGGAGGUGACAUUUGAAAUGCACCAAUUGAAACAACUUGGGGAGGAGCCUUCAGACAAGAGGAACUGACAAGACCCUUAAGGCCUUGGGCUGGUAGAGAACUUGGCACAAAGAGCAGAAAGACUGUCUGGGAGACUAAAGGGUAGUAAGUAGGAUGGUGUCUGGCAGGAGAUGGAGUUAGAUAAUUAGGCAUAAGCUCAGUCCCCUAGAUCCCCUUAGGGCCAUGACAUGGAAUCAGAAAAAGCCAAAAGUGCUGUGGGAAUCCAUCUGGGAAACUAAAUUAAGAAAUAAUUGGAUUGCAUGAAAAUGAUCAUGGAUAUUUCAGAUAUUACAUUUUUUACUGUUUUUUGUUUGUUUGUUUUUGCUAAUAAUAGCAUAAAACCCUAACCAUAUCCCUAAUCUUUUUGAGGAACUUCACCUUAUUUUUCUAGUGAACAAAGAGUUCCAUCACUGUGUGUCAGGUGCUAUGUCAGAUGCUGUGUAUUGUCUUCUUUAAAACUCCCAACAAGCUCAUAAGGGAUGCAUUAUCCACAUUUUACAGAGGAGAAAACUGAGGUCUAAACUGAGUAUUCAUAAAACCACUCACUUGCCUGUGUUCCUAAGUGCAUGUCAUGGAUUUAAGACAUUGUGUUUGUGGGCACACCCAAAAGCAUGAAAGACUUUGCCAAAGGGCCACUUCCUGGGAGGCUGUGUCCCGAAUAACCCUUAGCGCUGAGAGCCAGGGCACUUAGAAUGAUUCUGUGCACCAUUUACUAUAUGGGUAGCUUGGAGCUUUUGGAGAACACCACUUGCAGAAUACCAAGUCACUGCCAUAAAUUCUGAAAUGAACUUGAUAUAUGACCUUGAAGACAAACCACCUGUAAGCCUGGUAUCUUUAUCUGUUAAAAACAUAAUACUACUUCUUCAAUAUCUCCUUGAGGUGUCUCAAGGAUGACUUAGGACCGUUUUAAUCCAUGUUCCUUAUCUUUAGGGGGUUUGAAACGAGAGCAGGGGUAUGUAAUAAGUGCUAUAAACUCCCCUUUUAAAAAGCCACCUAAAUACAAUAUAUAUGAUACAACUUAACCAGCAGUAUUAUUCACUCCCCCAGCCCCAGUGUAAUGGGCUUUUUAACCAGUAUGAGUAAGAGGGAGUUAAAGCCAACAAGUCCCGGGUGGAAACGGGCCUGGCUUGAGAGGGCAGCUCGUUGGGUUUGCACCUACUGCUUUGCAUCACACAUAGUGGAGGGGUGGAGGCCGCCUGCUCCAGAAUGUCACUGUUCCCUGGCACAGCCCUGGGUCAGCCCCCUUCUGGAGUCACAGAUGGCCAUGAGAGGACAUGUGCUGCCACUCAGGCUCUUUCCUGCAGGUUCAGUCUGGAUGCAAACCCCACCAUGCUCUCUCUGGUACUUAGAGCCCAGGGGACUUCAUCCACCUGAGGCAGCCCCUCCGUGGCUGCUGUGAGACAGGCUAGCCACUCCUCUUUGGCUGACAGAUGUAUCCAUAGCCUCUUCUAAAGUUCUUUGACCAGGAUAGCGGGUGAAGGCGCUAACCGCUGGCUCUCAAAUUCCAAGAACGUCCUGUCCACUGGGGAGUGGAGGCUACCUUCUCGAAGGGCUGCCAGCCACUGAGCCCUUGACCUUCCGAAGUCCCUGGCCACCCCUCCUCCUUCAGUUUUGAGAGCCAGGAUGCGGAUUCCGUCCAUUCGCCCCUCGUGGGUGUGGCCUUGGGCACCUUAACCGUGGGAGAAACACGCCUGGAGAGCGGCCACCGGAGCCACCGCCAGGCGAAGAGGAGCGUGCGUGUGGCACCACCGCGUGCAGCAGCUCCAGCGCUCCCGCUGACUCAAGGGGUUUAUUUUUACAUCUAUUUGGGGCUACUUCAGCCUUAGCCUCCGCUGCCUUUAGUUUUCUUCCCAAACUGCAAAAGGUGCUUUAAUCGCCCGAGUUUGGAUUAACGUGCCUGAAAGAGGAAGGGGGGACGGGUGCUAAAGAAGGCGCAGUGUCGGUCUGUCUGUGGCACUGCACGCGCGCGCGCACACUGCCGGGCGGCAGGCGGGCGAGGGGAGGGCGCCCGGGCGGCGCGCGGGAGGCUCGCGCGGGUGUAGACGAGCGUGUACUGAAUGGGGAGGGCCGGGAUUCCGGGUGGCUCCGGCCCCUCCUCCCUCCGGAGCCAGCCAGUCCCUCGGCAGAGCGCUCGGGCCGCACUGAUUUGCUCUCGGGAGUGCGCUAUUUGCAUAUGACUUGCCCAUUUGUGAAUCUGGCUCCCCAAGUCCUCGCUUCACUUCACCUGUGCCUCCCUGCUCCGCGCACUUGGCAGGCGCCCGCCUGCCUCCCGGCCACCUCUGCCGCCCGACGGGCACCUCCUCUCGAGCUCUCCCAGAUUUCGCCCACCCACCUCCCUCCGCCCCGUGCAGCAGCGUUGGUUUCGGUGGCUGCUCCGUGCUGGGUUCCUCCUCCUCUCCUCUUUCCCUCCGGUCCUUCUGCUUCUCUUCCUCUGGCUGCGGCUGCUGCUGCUGCUGCUGCUUUGCAUCCAGUGGGGAAACCCAGGAAGCAGGAGGCUGCUCCGUGGCGCUUGUCCAGAAAGCUCAGGGUUAACAGCCUCCCUCCGCCGAUACUCUCAGGAACACAAGAAGAACUCUUCCACCUGCAACCCCCCUUUGCCUGGCAGUUCUGCAUUGCAUCGCAUGGAAGUGGAAACAGAAAAAGAAAACAAAAAUGUUCAAACUCUUUGGAUGUUGGGAUAAACUAACCUGAACCUAUUUGGGUUUCCUGCUGCCUCCUCCUCUUUCUUCGUUUCCACCUUUUUUUCUCUGUGGCUUUCCGAAGUGUGCAGUUAAGUCAUCAGACUGGAGGUGCCUAGACAUCAGGAGGAAGCCUCGCCGGUCCUCCCCUGCCAUGUGUGACAUGCCGGGGCUCCCGAGGAGGUUUGCUAUACCUGGGUGGACUCUGGAAUUCUGAAUUUCAGCCUCCGGGAGGGAGGGCUUUGCCUUUUAUUUUUUUUUUUUUUUUAGAAGUAUCUUUUUUUCCCCUCCUUUUAACUGAUUCAUCAUUGUCUCCAAAGUGCUUAUUGCUUCCCUCUUUCCAAAAUUCUGGCAACUCUUCCCCCUGCUAUGAUGGGCCCUUGGGCAUCAUGAACUUCGUUAUUCCUCACUGGCUGGAAUUCAAACUGCCCAUCUGUAGUGGUCCAGUGCGUUGACCAUGCACCUGAGAAUCCACGCAAGACGGAGCCCUCCUCGCCGGCCGGCCUGGACGCUUGGGAUCUGGUCGCUCUUCUGGGGAUGUAUCGUCAGCUCUGUGUGGAGUUCCUCUAAUGUAGCUUCCUCCUCCUCUUCUUCCUCCUCCUCUUCCUCACCGGGGUCUCACUCUCAGCACGAGCACCAUUUCCAUGGCAGCAAGCAUCACUCAGUGCCUAUUUCUAUCUAUCGCUCCCCUGUUUCCCUUCGAGGAGGGCACGCUGGCGCUACGUACAUCUUUGGGAAAAGCGGUGGCCUCAUCCUCUACACCUGGCCAGCCAAUGACAGGCCCAGCACACGCUCCGACCGCCUUGCUGUGGGCUUCAGCACCACUGUGAAGGAUGGGAUCUUGGUACGCAUUGACAGCGCUCCAGGACUUGGCGACUUCCUCCAGCUUCACAUAGAACAGGGGAAAAUUGGAGUCGUGUUCAAUAUUGGCACAGUUGACAUCUCCAUCAAAGAGGAGAGAACCCCCGUAAAUGAUGGUAAAUACCACGUGGUGCGCUUCACCAGGAAUGGAGGCAAUGCCACGCUGCAGGUGGACAACUGGCCAGUGAAUGAACAUUACCCUACAGGCAACACUGAUAAUGAACGCUUCCAAAUGGUAAAACAGAAAAUCCCCUUCAAAUAUAACCGGCCCGUAGAGGAGUGGCUGCAGGAAAAAGGCCGGCAGUUAACCAUCUUCAACACUCAGGCGCAAAUAGCCAUCGGUGGGAAGGACAAAGGACGCCUCUUCCAAGGCCAACUCUCUGGGCUCUAUUAUGAUGGUUUGAAAGUACUGAACAUGGCGGCUGAGAACAACCCCAAUAUUAAAAUCAAUGGAAGUGUCCGGCUGGUGGGAGAAGUCCCAUCAAUUUUGGGAACAACACAGACGACCUCCAUGCCACCAGAAAUGUCUACCACUGUCAUGGAAACCACUACUACAAUGGCUACCACCACAACCCGUAAGAAUCGCUCUACGGCCAGCAUUCAGCCAACAUCAGAUGACCUUGUCUCAUCUGCUGAAUGUUCAAGUGAUGAUGAAGACUUCGUUGAAUGUGAGCCCAGUACAGCAAACCCCACGGAGCCGGGAAUCAGACGGGUUCCGGGGGCCUCAGAGGUGAUCCGGGAGUCGAGCAGUACAACAGGGAUGGUCGUCGGCAUUGUGGCUGCUGCCGCCCUCUGCAUCUUGAUCCUCCUGUACGCCAUGUACAAGUACAGGAACAGGGACGAGGGGUCCUAUCAAGUGGACGAGACGCGGAACUACAUCAGCAACUCGGCCCAGAGCAACGGCACGCUCAUGAAGGAGAAGCAGCAGAGCUCGAAGAGCGGCCACAAGAAGCAGAAGAACAAGGACAAGGAGUAUUACGUGUAAACACGACAGCCCUGACGACACGUGAAUUCGAAACAGAAUCAUUUACAUAGACGUGCAUAUACAUACUGUGACCAUGCGAUGGAGCAGGUGUCAGAACUGCGCUUACCUGUGUGAGAUGGGGUAUACAUGCCAUGACUCUGGUGGAGGAUACCGUUUUUUUUUUUUUUUUGCAAAGGACACUCACAACGACGUAUCUCUCCACGAAGUUCAGCCGUGGCUGCUGCGUUUCGGUCGUCACUCGGAGGCAGAGAGCUCCUCCUGCCCUGCUGUACCAUAAAGCACACACUUCGCGCCCUGGAGCAAGCCAAUGGCUCCACCGCCCUCGCGGACUAGGAAGCUUCCUUCUCUUGAGGACCUUUGACAAAAGGUGGAAGAAGACUUCAUGGCUUACUUGUUCCAUAACUCCAAGUGAGUCUGUAAUGAUGUUUGUGAAGCUUGACUGUAACAAUGUUUUUGUUUUUGUUUUCGGUUUCAUUAUGUAAAAAACCAAAACUUAAAAAAAAAAAAAAAAAAAACAACAACAAAAAAAGAAAAAUGUAAAAAAAAAACAAAAAAAAAAACACAACCUUUAUCUGGUUUUGGCCAGUGUACGUGUAACUUUUCAAGAUCUGAGGGGAAAAAUGGCUUUUGGGUUUUUGUUUAUUUUUUUGAGAGUGACUGGACAUAAGAAGAGGAAAAAAAAAAAAACACUCAGAAAACAAAAGUGAGAGAGACUAUUGCCAUAUGAACUCAAAAGCUUACCAUGGUGUUCACUCUACAUAUCAGGUUGUGGUGUCUCUAGAAUCCGUUGUUUGUUUCCUAUAAGAUGCUUUGCUGAACACAUAGCAAAAUUCAUGGGAUGGAUGAUAAAAUUGAUUUGAAAAGCUGGUCCCCCAGGAUCUAAUUCCAGAAUUUGCCACCCCAAACCCUAAACAGAUGGGUUUAGGUCUGGUUUUAUCAGAGCUAUUGGCUUUACUUAACAAUAUUGUUCCUGUCCAUUAACCCAGCCAAAUUGUGUUAAAGGGGAAAGCCCCACUAACUAAACCAGAGCCUUUCCCAGCAAAGGGGAAAGGGGGGGUGUGGGCUGGAUCUGUAACUGAUUGAAAUGCAUGCAAAUAAAAACAAAAAAGAAAAGACAAUAAUAAAGUUUGUUGAAUAAUCAAAACAGACAAUAGGGGAGUUCAACUUGUGAUGGAACCACAAAAGGUCACACAAGCCAAACAUGUCAUGACAGAGUGCAAAAUACAUAGUUCUUUCCCUUCCCCCAACAUGAUAAUGGUUUUCAUUGUGGUUUAAUUUUGUAGCCUGACACAUGUGGACAACUCUAUCCUUCCAUUUGCUCACUUCUCCCUUCACCCAUCUUUUUUAAAAAACAAACAAAUAAAUAAAUAAAUGAAUAAAGCUGCUGUGACACACAAAAAAGGAAUUUAAUAGUAUAAUAUAUAUAAAUAAAUAUAUAUACAGAUAUAUUUAUCAUGGUAUGUUUGAUGGGAUGACUGACACAGGAAAUCUGUUAAAGUCUUGAAGUGGAAUGAGAAUGUUGUUUUAAAAGAAAAUAAUAACACAACAAAAAAGUAAACCUUAAAAUGUGAAGAAAGUGUGAGUUUUAGUUUUGUCACAGUUAACUGUGUCAAAGAGAAUUUAAAAAAAAAUCUUCUCAGAUUUUGUUUACAUAUUUUACUACAUUUUUGCUGGUAUAAUUCCUUAGCCAACUAUGUACAUACUGCUUUAAGAACUGUUUUUUCCUUUCUAUUUGUUUAUUUCAGUUGGUUUGGUUUAUAUUCCAGUCGUCUAUUUUUUUCUUUUUGUAAAGAGGAAACAAUGUACAGAAAAAAACAAUACACUGGUUGUGUGGCCAUAGCUAUCCAAAAAGCAAGAGACAAAGCAAGACAAAUAUUCACACAAAAAAUGAAGUGUGUCCUCUGGAGGGUGAGAUAUAUACAAUUUCUUUUGUACAGAUGAAAAUCAAACAGCUGUUUAGAUUUAGAAAUCUAUUCUUGCUGGUCUUUGUAAGUUGCAUGAAUAUUUGACUUUGAAAAAAUAUCUUAAAGAUAUGGGGCAAAAGCGCAAUCUAAAUGAUAGCCUUUACUAAUGUGUAUGGAAAGAGGUGUUCCUCAUUAUCUAAUAUUCUAAUGUGUUAAGAUUUUUUGAUUUUUUUUGUUGUCAUUAAAAAAGACAGGAUUAUAAAGAGAUAUCAAAGCACGAUUUUAGAUAACCUACAUGGCCCAGUCAAUAUGAAGUUGAUUAUAUCUCGAUGUCUGUAAAAGAUUGCUAUUGUUGGAGUCUUGAGGUCUUGUGAACUGAUUUCCUGCUUUCUUUACAUUUUUUACUUUGAGUAAAAAUACAUUUGUCACAUUCCUUUUCGUGUAAGUUUCUAUUUGGACAAUUUUAUGGGAACAUGUGCAUUCUGUAUGUGAACUUCUAUCAUACUCCUGUUGUUUUAUUAGCAGACCCUAAAGGAAUUUAUUUUAUGACGUUGUGACGUUACUGCUUUUUCUUUUUCCUUUUCUCUUUUAUUUCAUAUUUGCAUUUUUGUUCAAGGAUAUGCUUAGCAAUAAAAUGUUCUUCCCAAA
Molecule: messenger RNA, 9996 nt
Organism: Microcebus murinus (gray mouse lemur)
Lineage: Eukaryota; Metazoa; Chordata; Mammalia; Primates; Cheirogaleidae
Gene: NRXN3
Product: neurexin 3
Source: RefSeq, a predicted model, not a curated record